Messenger RNA from Zootoca vivipara (common lizard), 3124 nucleotides. It is a transcript of the gene MEIS1, whose product is annotated as Meis homeobox 1. NCBI's taxonomy places the organism in Eukaryota, Metazoa, Chordata, Lepidosauria, Squamata, Lacertidae. Gene Ontology annotation, biological process: regulation of DNA-templated transcription. The record is from RefSeq and is a predicted model, not a curated record. Gene Ontology annotation, molecular function: DNA binding.
GGGAGAGCACGUUUUGUUUCUUUCACGCUGGCCUUAAAGAGGAUAUAUUAGAAGUUGAAAGGGAAGGGGUGCGAAGCAGGCCGAUGGCGCAAAGGUACGACGAUUUACCCCAUUACGGUGGGAUGGAUGGAGUGGGGAUCCCGAGCACCAUGUACGGGGACCCCCAUGCCGCCAGAUCCAUGCAGCCCGUCCACCACAUGAAUCACGGUCCUCCGCUUCUCCAUCAAUACCCGCACACAGCUCACACCAACGCCAUGCCCCCAAGCAUGGGCUCCUCCGUCAAUGACGCUUUAAAGAGAGAUAAAGAUGCCAUUUAUGGACACCCCCUCUUCCCACUCUUAGCACUGAUUUUUGAGAAAUGUGAAUUAGCGACAUGCACUCCCCGGGAACCCGGGGUGGCGGGCGGCGAUGUUUGCUCCUCAGAGUCUUUCAACGAAGACAUAGCAGUGUUUGCCAAACAGAUCCGAGCAGAGAAACCCUUAUUUUCUUCUAAUCCUGAACUGGAUAACUUGAUGAUCCAAGCAAUACAAGUAUUAAGGUUUCAUCUGUUGGAAUUAGAGAAGGUACACGAAUUGUGUGACAAUUUCUGCCACCGGUAUAUUAGCUGUUUGAAAGGGAAAAUGCCUAUCGAUUUGGUGAUAGACGAUAGAGAAGGCGGAUCAAAAUCAGACAGUGAAGACAUAACCAGAUCGGCGAAUCUAACAGAUCAGCCUUCCUGGAACAGAGAUCACGAUGACACAGCGUCAACACGUUCAGGAGGUACACCGGGACCCUCCAGUGGGGGACAUACAUCACACAGUGGUGACAACAGCAGCGAACAAGGUGACGGCUUGGACAACAGUGUAGCUUCUCCCAGCACAGGUGAUGAUGAUGAUCCAGAUAAGGACAAAAAGCGACAUAAAAAGCGUGGCAUCUUUCCCAAAGUAGCCACAAAUAUCAUGAGGGCAUGGCUGUUCCAGCAUCUAACACAUCCUUACCCUUCAGAAGAACAGAAAAAGCAGUUGGCACAAGACACAGGGCUCACAAUACUUCAAGUGAACAAUUGGUUUAUUAAUGCUAGAAGAAGAAUAGUUCAGCCCAUGAUAGACCAGUCCAACCGAGCAGUAAGCCAAGGAACACCUUAUAACCCAGAUGGACAGCCAAUGGGAGGUUUUGUGAUGGAUGGUCAACAGCACAUGGGGAUCAGAGCGCCAGGACUGCAAAGUAUGCCAGGGGAUUAUGUGUCUCGGGGUGGUCCAAUGGGCAUGAAUAUGGGACAGCCAAGCUAUACACCACCCCAGAUGCCCCCACAUCCAGCUCAGCUGCGUCAUGGCCCCCCCAUGCAUACCUACAUUCCUGGACACCCACACCACCCAGCAAUGAUGAUGCAUGGAGGACCACCCCACCCUGGAAUGCAGAUGCCAGCAACUAGCCCCACAAUGCUCAAUACAGGAGACCCAGCAAUGAGUGGACAAGUGAUGGACAUUCAUGCUCAGUAGCUUAAGGGAAUAUACUUUAUCUUCAAUAAUGGCAAAUUUGAAAUACUGUCGUUCUUCAACGACUUAGCGGAGUUUCAUUCUUGGCAUCUAGUUUGGACCAAGGAACAAUCCUAUAUUUGUCUUUAUAGGGACCCUGAAAAGCAGGAAAGACACGCCAACUGAGGACAACUUCUGGGGACAUGCAAAAUAACUAUAUAAGGCAACAGAGUGGAAUAUUGUAAAAUGCUAUUAUUCUGUUAUCCAUAUUACGUUGUUUCUUAUAGAUUUUUUAAGAAAAAAAAUGUGAAUUUUUUUCCACACUAUGUGUGUUCUUUCCAUAACUCUUCACUUCCUCCAGAAGCCUCCUUACAUGAAAAGGCCUUACAAUUACCCUGCAAAUGGCAAAAAAGAUAUAUUUGCAGGAUUUUUAGAGCAUUAAAAUACCUUUGUCAGGCAGAAGAACAUUUCUUCUAUCCUAGGAUUUCAGCCAUGCACUCUGUAUUUCUCUCUCUCUGUGUCUUCCUCCCUCCCUUCCCCCCUUUUUUCUAGCCUGGGGCGUGAAUUUGCAUGUCUAAUUCAUUUACUCACCAUAUUUGAAUUGGCCUGAACAGAUGUAAAUCGGGAAGGAUGGGAAAAACUGCAGUCCUCGAAAAUGAUUAAUCAGCUGUUGCAGGCAAUGUCUUAAGGAGACUGGUUGGAGGAGGCAUGGAAACCAAGAGAAAGUGUAUUUGAACCUAUUUGUCACAUCAGAGCAUCACUGUCCCCAUGCAGCAACAACAACAACCACCUACAUCACUUCCUGUUUUAUGCCGCUCAGAACAUGAACUAUUUUACUAUGUUGACUUUAUUUUUUGGGCAAAACAUCGGUCAUGUGCAUUUUUCCAUAGUCCCAUCAUGGAGCAUAUAUGUAUACAUUGUAAAUAAAUUUUGUGCAAAAAGGACUGGAAAAAUGAACUGUAUUAUUGAUUUUCUUUUUUUUCUUUUUGUAAAAGUAGCAGUUUGGUAUGAGUUGGCAUGCAUACAGAUUUACUAAGUGGGAUAAGCUAAUUAUACUUUUGUUGUGGUUAAACAAAUGCUUGUUGAUAGCCUUUUUCUAUCAAGAAACCAAGGAGCUAAUUAUUAAUAAUAAUCAUUGCACAUUGAGUCUUAGAGUUUCUGAUUGAAACCGUUUGGAUUGUACAAUAACUCAAAGCCCAGUUGUAGUAGUUUGAGUGCAGUAAUGAAACCUGAAUCUAAAAUAAAAGCAAAUUAUUUUUGUCACGCUGGCUCAACUGCUUGAAAAUUUUAUUUUACUGCCCCAGCCCUCCAAAAAUCUAGCAAUUUCAUAGUAAUAUGUCAAUUUCUCUCUUGAAAUAAUUAAAUUUUAGUUCCAGACAACCUUAUUAAUACUUUCCCCCCCAUACUAAUUUUAUAUUGCCCUGUGCUAGUGAACUUUCUUCUAGCUUACCCUGUUUAUUUUCAGGGUGAUAACUGAAUUAUCAAAUUUUAGGAUUUCAAGGCAAAAAGAAAAAGGGAAGAACUGACUGCAUAAGGCUGGGUGGAAUUUAAAAUAUUUCAUCUUUUUAAAUGACACACAUGUGACAUUUGAAUUAAAUUGCUCUAGGCAGUUAAUUAAACUUUAUUCUACUGCAGGGGUGUAGCACAGUUGUUUUGGUUUUGUUUUUGUU